CGGCCAGAUUGUGGGUGUUGUAGCCGAGGAGAGCCCGAGUCUGUUUGGGGUGGAGUAGCUGCUGCCCAGCAAGCUAACACUAGCAGGAGCGAAGAAUGGAGCUCGGUGUCAGUCGGUGAUAGAAAUAUGCACCGUCACAUGUCAUUCACCCCCUCGCCAGGUGUUUGUAGUGAAUCACAGUAGGGUUAGCAGCCGCCGCGACAGGCUUCGUCUUAUGGCGGCUCUAUCAUAUUUAACGUUAGUGUUCCGGUUCUCGGGGUCCGCCGGUCGGACCUACGGAGUGUUUUCCAAAGGCUUGACGAGGACUUUGUUGAUAUUUUUCGAUCUCGCAUGGCGACUGCGAAUCAGAUUUCCGUACAUCUACCUCAUCGCCUCGAUGAUUUUCAACGUCAGAUUACAGGUACAUAUCGAAAUCCACUGAAUCUACAAUGCCUGCUUCUGGACUCAAGACCUUGUGUGUGUUAUUGUGAGCACCGUCACUUUGCAGCCCUCUGAGCCAGACACUGCACAGCGAUGUGGUGGAAGAGGAUACUAAUUCCACGGAUUGGCAUGACAGUGCAACAAAGUGACACGGCUGCUGUCUCACUCAGCCUUUGUCACAAGAGCCCAGUGCCUUUGUGAGGAAAGGACACCAGCAACGUCCUGAACAUUAGCUGGGGGCGAGUGGUGAUAUGUGAGGGUUGGGGGAAAGACACCACACACUCAUACUUGUGACUUGCCAGCAGAGAUUGUGGAGCCACUCGUCCUGUCCAUGGAGACCGUGAUGGUGAUGGAUGAACAGUGGAGUUUUACACUGCCUUUUCUGUCGAUGACACGGACUGACCAAUGGAUUUGAUCGUGAAAAUGGAAUGAAUGUUACUCUGGGACUUUAUAGUCAUGCUUUAUUGUCUGAGUUUGACAUGUAUCUUAAUUAGGCCUCUCAUGUAUACAUCUCGCAGAAAAAGAAAACUGGAAUCAUGUCACGUUGCUCUAGUUUAAAACCUAAAUAUCUACACUGCAUGCCACAGACGAGCAUGUUUGCUGCCCUCAGUGGUUUAGUCACCUUAUUUGAGAUCAUUACAAAUGGGUGGCAUGGGUGGGGCUGACUAUAAGGGGCGGUUUAAAUGUAAACCAUGGGAAACUGUGAAUGGUCCUCUAACAGGUGGACUUUGUUAGGAAAUAAUGAGUGUUUGUUGUAUAAUACAGUACCUUUAUGGAAUAUCCACCAAUGUUUGGAAAUUUGCAGAAUAAGGAGAGGCCUGUGCCCUCACUACAUGUUUGUCAAUUUGUUGUGCAGUCAUUAGGGAAAUCAGUGCAUGUCCUCUUUGUGUUCUGACACGAUUUGUCACAGUCACUUUUGUGUAUCUGCAUUUCAGUGGCACUUGAAAGGUGGCAUUAGAAAAUGUUACCUUCAAAGUUUUUUGUUCGUUGCAUUAUCUUCCAUAUUUCUGUGACGCAUUUGUGGUUACUGAAGUAAGGGUACGGAUAAAUGAAUUUGGGAACUAAUACAUUUAUGAAAUAACCAUU
Molecule: messenger RNA, 1506 nt
Organism: Myripristis murdjan (pinecone soldierfish)
Lineage: Eukaryota; Metazoa; Chordata; Actinopteri; Holocentriformes; Holocentridae
Gene: smim10l3
Product: small integral membrane protein 10 like 3
Exons: 2
Coding region: 215-421 (68 amino acids)
Source: RefSeq, a predicted model, not a curated record